Molecule: messenger RNA, 622 nt
Organism: Ficedula albicollis (Collared flycatcher)
Lineage: Eukaryota; Metazoa; Chordata; Aves; Passeriformes; Muscicapidae
Gene: TTC32
Product: tetratricopeptide repeat domain 32
Exons: 2
Molecular function (GO): protein binding
Source: RefSeq, a predicted model, not a curated record
GGAGGGCGCGCCGGGCGGGCCCCGCUAACGCCGCUCCUCUGUGCCCGCAGCGCCCGCAGCGAGCUCGCCACGGCGCUCAACGACCGCGGGCAGGUGCGCUACCUGCGCGUGGAGUUCGCCGCCGCCCUGCAGGACUUCACGGCCGCCAUCGAGUGCCAGCCCGGCUUCGAGGUGCCCUACUACAACCGCGGGCUGGUGCGCUACCGGCUGGGAGACUUUGAUGAGGCCAUGGAAGAUUUCAGGAAAGUCUUAGAGUUAAACCCCCAGUUUGAAGAUGCUGCAUUGAGUCUAAAACAGGCUAUUCUUGAUAAAGAAGAAAAACAGAAGCGGGGUUAUUGAAAAUUCAGGUAGUGAUAUGAUGCGAAGUGAAAAUAUUCCCCUGAACAUGUGAUUUUGGUCAUUGAUGGAUAAAACAGAAGAUCAUUUACAUCUGUUGAAGAACUUCGUUCUUGGAUGAACAAGUUAAAAUUGAUUAUGAUUGCAAAAUAAACUAGAUUUGGUAUUUUUGGUCUUCAGGGAAAGUAUAAUGUUGAUCUCUGUGAGACACAUGUACAGAUUUUGUACUGAAAUACUUGGUUAUUCUAUAAUAAAUGUAUUAUCCAGAUUAAUUGAAAAUAAAAAA